Molecule: messenger RNA, 678 nt
Organism: Patiria miniata (bat star)
Lineage: Eukaryota; Metazoa; Echinodermata; Asteroidea; Valvatida; Asterinidae
Exons: 1
Coding region: 1-678 (225 amino acids)
Source: RefSeq, a predicted model, not a curated record
AUGCUGUUUCAGGAGAUUUGUAGACGAAAAAUUGGUUGGGAUGAUUCAAUACCGGAUGAGAUCGGUAGGCAGUUGGAGAGAUGGUUGGCAGACUUACCUCAGCUGAAGAGUCUAUCAGUACCCCGUUGCAUCAAACCACAAGGGUUUGGUACUAGCACUACAGUUCAGCUACAUCAUUUCUGUAACGCCUCAGAGAGGGGAUAUGGCGCGGUGACUUACCUGCGGCUACAGGAUGUUGAUGAAAGAGUUAGCUCUUGCCUGCUAAUGGCCAAGGCCAAGUUAGCACCUCUGAAGAAAACCACCAUUCCACGUCUGGAACUUGCUGCUGGUGUUGUCUCCGUCAAACUAGACGAAAUGAUUCGAAGAGAGUUGUUGUUGCCUCUGCAAGAAAGUGUUUUCUGGAGCGACAGUAUGAUUGUGCUUCACUACCUCAGGAACGAGGACAAACGCUACCAGACCUUCGUGACCAAUCGCAUUUCCAGGAUACUGGAGCUCUCCAAGGCAUCGCAGUGGAGAUAUGUUGACUCCAUGUCUAACCCGGCUGAUGAUGUCUCGAGAGGUUUAACAGCUAUCGAUUGCGGAAAGCGGUCGCUUGGAUACUUCGUGCAAAGGCAAUUCUCCUUCACCGGAUUGGGAAAGGAAAUUCAGUUUCAGAGCCAUCUCAGCCACUCACGGUAG